AUGUCCGACACCUGGACCGAGAUCCAAGAACACAAGCGCCGUCAGGAAAGAUUUCGUGAUCGUCUUCAACGGCGAAUGAGGGAUCGCCAAGGAAGAGGUGUAGAAGACAAUGAUUCAUCAGGUGAUGUAAGGACUUGAGACGUCAGUUCUUGAUUUACACUCGAACCUCAGAGAGAAACUGAGAAAGGUUCAAGUUAGGAGAGUGUUUAUUUAUCGAGAGCGGAGAGCUGCGGAAAUUAGAGGGGUUGGGGGGGGGAGGGAUUGGUCUACUAUUAUUAUAUUUAUCCAGCAUGCACUAUAAUCAGAUUUAAUCACCGGAAACAAACAGGAAGAAACGUUGAAAGAACGAGGAUAUUAAAAGCAGAGCUUUAUAGAGAUGCAGGUGUACUUUACUGAAAUGAAUACUUUGUGAAAACUUGAUCCCCAAUUAAUUUGCACCCCCUCCUCCUCAGGAGUUUUGUCUCUGAUCCAGUUAAACAUGUACUCUUAUUGUCAAGAAGACUCCUUGAUUGCUUGUUCAUUUAUGUUUCAUGGCCUAGUGUAUAUUUGGACACAAGAGAAAACUACUUAGCAGGAUUCUACGUUUUGUUUAGAUUAGAAUUACUGAGACCCUUUGUUGAUUUGUUAAAAGAUUUUAUCAAGGGUACUUGUAAGUUUGCUUUCUUGACUCAGAUAUAUGACCUGUCAAUUCCUUCCAGGGUUUAGAAAAUGAACCAAUGACACAAGUGUGAAAUUUAGUAUGCUUGUGCAACAAUUUUUCUUGUAAUUACAAAAAUUAUUACUUGAAAAGUUUAGAUCCUGAAUUUCUGCAAUACUAAGUACCUAUAUAUGCAAACAUUGCUGGUUAGAACAGAAAGAUUUGAAAAAGGGCUGUUUCAGUAAACUUAAAUUAAAAAUUAACAUUUUCACCUUACUAACUGCUUACUAUUUGUUUAUUAGGUACUGAUGCACCUCAACCAGAUAGAACAGAGUCCAUCCCAACAGAUCAGUCUUCUAGUGCAAAUAAACAGGCUGAUAAAGUUUUAAAAGUGGAUCCUUUGCUGGAAAACAAUCUUCUCGAGUGUCUGUGUGAUCCUUCCUUAACUUUCCCAAUAGAUUCUGUUCAACUGACAAAUUCUCUUUCCACGGAGGUAAGCAUUUCACUAGUCUUGUCCACAACUGAAGUGUUUCUAAAAUUUGGUCAAGCACCAUUAUAUUAUGUUUACCAAAGUUUGCUUAAAUAGUUCUUAAAGUGGUCACAUGAUUGUUUAAGUGUACAUGUACAAAUGUUUGUUUUGCCUUCUUGUCAAUCCCUCUGCUGUAAACCUAUCUUAAAUCUUCGAUCAACUGACCUCUGGCUGCUCUUUAUAAUUCAACUAUGUCCUCGGUUAACUUUUCUUCUUCCCUCAAGUGGGUAAAUUUUCUAAUCUUUUAAUGAAAAAAUGAACUAAGGUAAAAUUGAAAUCUGGUCAGACAAGCAAGGCAAUUUUCCAGAAGUAAUUACCUUUUUUCAAUUAAUUUUUUUAAUAAUUAGCUAAAAAAGGGUCAAAUUGGGAUGUAGAUCCAUUAAGAUUGUUAAAUUAUUUGCAGUGUUGGACUGGAAUCUUUUGAAAAAUCAGCAAAUCCUGUUUGAUUAUUUAUUUUUUAUCAUUUGCUGUGUUGAUAUAUUCAUUUCCUCUGUUAUGUAUAUAUUUUAAUUAGUAAUUUUCCACUACUACCUGAAACCAUGAGAACAUCAGCACACUUUAACAACUCAGGUGUAAAAUAGAAAUCCUUGCAAAGCAUUGUCUGAUCUCAAUUUACCAUUAACCCUUUUAGUCCCACUAGUGACCUAGACAGAAUUUCUCCUUACAUUAUCAGUAUGAUAUCAAGCAGAUGAGUGAUGAGAGUAACGAAAAAUAUCAAUUAGGGGAUUAUUGGUUGAUCCAAUUCCAUAUUCUCCAAACUAUCAUCACAUAAAUUGUAUAGCAUACAGUAAGGAGAAUUACUCGUGAAAUCUUGGGAGUUAAAGGGUUAAUGUCACACCACUGAAAAGAAAACCAAUUAAUAUACAGAUUUUUGUUUGUGGCAUUUCACUUUCUUUCUGUUCCAUUUUCUUAUAGUUAUAGGCUUUAAUCAGAAUUCUGUUUGGUCAUUUGCAUAGAUUAAAAAAACAAUUGGUCUUUUGCUAUAGAAUCAAAAAACAAAACUCACUGAUACAUGUAUGCUCGUAAUAAUUAAAAAGAGUAUUUUUCUUUCCUUUUGUACCCAAUAAAGGUCCCUGUAUUGAAAUUUCUGUCAGACUAUUAAGACAUGCUUCUUUCAUUCAUCAGACGUUAUUAAUGGGUUGACCUUUUCUUAGUUUCAUACUGUAAAUCAAGUUUGUCACCAAUGCCAGCUGAUGCUGUUGAUUGUCUAGUAAAUGAUAAAGCAAUGGAAACUAUCUUCCUGUGAAGAUAUACCGUAUGUGUAAAUGUACAUUAUAUUUAAUGUAAAUGUGCCAAGACAACAAAGCAUUGAAUUUGUUGAUCAUUUUCUUAGGCACUGAAAAUAUGUUUUUGUUUUCCUUUGAUUUGGUGGCAAAGCAGGAUGAGAACAGUAUUUCCCACACAGCAGUAGAGAGCCUGCUUCACAAGUUUGCUGUUCAGGACUUUAUAAGGUUAAAGCUGUUACCUCAGUUCCUUCAUAAAAGACAUUGUUAUAUUGUUAUUGUUAUUGUUAUUGUUGAUACCUCAGCCAAUCAUAGUCUCAAAAUUACAUGUUAAUGAGACCAUAUACAACUCUUACAAAUCAUUUGGCAAGUGCAUAAUCUCAUAUAUAUUUUAAUCCUUACACACCACAUGAACCAGAUCAGUGAUUGGGAAUAGGAAUGAUCUUCCUGAAAUAUUUAAAAGUCAAUAUUGUUUAAAAGUACUCAUUAUGACAAUGAUGUCAGCCAUGGAUUGUGAUCGACAUCAUGGUUACUAUUCAUUUAAUUCUGACAUUUUAAGAUAAAGCUGAGCUGUGUGUUUUUGUUUUUUUUUCUUCAGCAUUAAACAUGGGACUUCACCUGAUGGAAACACUUGUACAAUAGUUACAACUACAAACCAUCUGAAGGUAUUUUGGAAUGAGGCUGUGCCAGUUAUAUUUGAUAAAUUGCACCACUAAGGGAAAACAACUCCUUUGAGGUUUAGGACAAUUUUCUCUGUCAUUGCCAGUUAAAAGUUUAUGUCCAUUUAAAAGGAAAACUGCCUUUUCCUACAAAGAGCUCUCAGCUGCACUGUGUUGCAGAUUAACAUAACUGCUAUUCUCACCUUCCUCCUUCUCCUUUGUCUCUUUCACUCUUUAGCCCUCAUUUAAACCCCUAAGAGUGACCAGCAUACAAUUUCUCCCUAGAAAAUAACCCCAUAUUUAAACAUUAAGAUCACAAGAAUUAAAGAAAUGAUCACCAACUGAAGAAGCGCUUGAUUGUUGCACAAAUUCUCCUUGUCAGCACCUAAGGAAAUGUAUAGAGAACAGUAUAGAGAAUGUGAAUACUGAUGUUAGGAUGUACAGGGUUAACAUUCCAUCACAGGUUUUCCAUUCUGUUUGAUUUGGUUGACUUCUUACUAUGAUUGUAACAAGAUCACAUUUUACUUGGCUUCACCUGAGUGAUGUAUGGGUAUCUGUAUAAUGUAAUCUGCCUUUCUUUAAUUCCUUUUUUCUCUUGUUUGUUUAACAUCUUGGUUUGGGAAAUUCUUUUGUUUUCUUACCAGAUAGAUGCUGUUCGUAGAAAUUUUCCCACCAAAGGUACUGUUUUUUUUAAUGAAUAAGUUUUUUUUUCUCUUUAUUACAUCCAUUUUGAAAUCACUUGUGAUCCUUGCAAUCUGAUUGGCACUCAACAAUGGGAUUUAUUCACAAAUUGCACCAUUUCAUGUUCUAAAUUGCUUUUUUUUUCUCAGCCAAUGAGACAGUUUUAUUAAAGCACAACAAUGAAUCAAAUUUCAAAGCUUGUUUAAAGAAAUCAAUCAAAUUGUGGGAAGAUGAAAGACAACUUUAAUUUGCAACUUUUUACAAACUAGUUCAAUAUACUGGAUCAAUAAAAUGUUUUUACAGUUUAAAAAAUAUUGUAUUAGGCAACUGAAUUUUGCAACUUCAAAUAAAUGUAAUUUAGUGGUAAUUGCACUUUGUGUUGUGCAAUUUUGGUUUGAAAUCAUACUUGUGAUUUCAGAUCAAACUCAUGCUGCUUGUUCAUUUGAUGUUGAAAUCAUGCAUAUGAUUUCAGACCAAAUUGCACUCCACUCAGUUUAAUUAUUAUUGUUUAUCAGUCUAUAUAUUUCUCUCGCUACAAAUGACAUGUGAAUCAUUUUGUUAUUUCUGUUGGUAUCUUUAACAAUUUAGUGAAAGAGGUGUAAUAAUGACCUUUUUGUCCAUACCAGCUAACUCUGUGUGCUGAGAGCUGAUUGGUGAUGAAGUGUACUUCCAAAAACUUAUUACACUACACAAAAUUAUUUUCCUUAUGGUUGAUUAAUGCAUUUUAUAUUGAUUCAUGAGCUGGUUAGUUUACAUCAUAAAGGAAGCUGAUUUUCUGAUUUUCCAUUUCUUUGUAGAAGAUAAAUCAAAUUCAAAGAAGAGGAAAAGAGAAAAGUAAGUUAAAAAUAUACCUGCUCAAACUUUAAAUUAUAUUGUUUGUAUCAACUUGUUAAUUUUAACAUACAAGUACCAUUGUCUGUCUGAAUUAUGAUUUAUUUCAUGUAUGUGUGACUCUCUGUUUGUUACAGGCAAUGAUUUCAUGAUGCUGGCCUUUUUUUUUUAAUCUCAUCACUUAUGACUUUGAAUAUUUUAUUUGAUUUUUGACAUUAUUAUGAUUACUUUGUCACAGGCCCUUUCAUCCCAGAUUUACUUACAGCUGAUUUAUGGAAAACCAAGCAGGAAAAAAUACUCAACCCCUCUGACUGUUUUUUUUUUCUCUUCUUAGUGAUUCCAGCAAUCCAGUGUCAUCACCAAUCAUUGCACAAACAAAACCAAGAAUUGAAUCAGCUGAUGACCUUGAGGUAAGACUAGUGUUUUAGCUUAAAUAAGGCAGUAAAAUUGACUUUUGAUAAUGAACUGUCCCUUGAAUCAGUCUCUGUAAGUAUACUGUAUCAUCUAUGGUUUUGGGAGUCUAGAGUGUCAAUUAUUCCUAGUUUCAAUUCUUUUAUGCUGCCUCAUUUUGUAUUGAAUCACAACACCAAAUAAAAAUUUUGGUAUGCAAUAAGGAAACAAGAUUUAAUUUGCAAGAGAUUUCCCAGACAUGUGGUAAAUUUUGGAGUGAAACUGCCACCAUUGGCCAUUCAGAAAAGUAGAUUAAUUUUUAAACUUUGAUUUAUGCUAAUAGAUUCAGAUUUCAAAUUAUUGAAUCAUGAAUUGAGUCUACGAGUAUAAGCUUCUCAUAUUUUACUCUAGCUUACAUAUGAAUACUCGAGUCUUAGAAAUGCAAGCCGUUCCUUUUAUUUUGUAUUAUUUGUUUGUUAACCCUUAAACUCCCAUAUCAAAUUUGUAAUUCUCCCUACUAUCAACCAUACAAUUCUUAUAAUGUUAGUUCUGAGGAUUUAGUAUUGGGUCAACUAAUUAUCCCCAAAUUGAUAUUUUUCUUUAUUCUCGUCACUUAUCUGGUUGAUAUUAUGUUAAUAUUGUAAGGAGAAAUUCUGUCUUGGUCACUCAUAGGAGUUAAAGGGUUAAAUCUGCAGUCAACCAUUCAACCAACUUACCUCACUUGAGUUUUAUCACAUCAGUAACAGACAAUAACAUUACUGCAAAACUGGCCAAUCAGUUUAUAUGAAUCAGACUUAAAACAUUUGACUGACAACAACUGUUCACUUGACAAUGAUGACGACCUCUGCUCAGGUUGUUGAAACAUCAGUUACUGCUAUGAGCAACAGUCCUUUUUUGGACUACACCCAUCCAGACAAUUAGACUACACUAUUACAAAGAGGUUUCAUUUACUUGCAUGCAGACAAAAAGUGUUUUUGACAUCAACUUGUGUCAGCAUCACAUUUUUGUGGACCUGUGUUGCAGUCUUAUAAACUCAUUUGAAAAGUGAUAAAUUUUUGGAUUAAUCAAUAAUUGGUUUGAACUGCUCAUAGAGGUAUACCAACUUGCAUAGAAAAAAGUCGCUCAUUUAUUCCACAACAAGUCCCAAAGGAAGCUAGCGCUUCGGUGGAGAUGACCUCUCUUUCCAUAUAAACAUUCCUGAUACUGACCCCUAUUAUUUUCAUCUUUGUGGAUAUCACUUUGUUCCCCUUGAAUUGUUGUUUUGUGUAAUAGGGUUACUUUGUUUUUCGGUGGUCAAUUUUCUUGUAACAAUUUGAUAUUUCUCCUUUUUUCCAUUUUCAGAGUCUCCUAUCAAUGCCAACCAUGAAAGAGAUGGAAGUAAGAAAUUAUGAUAUGCCUCUUUGUCUCACUCAAUCAAAGUAAUUUUUGUUGACUGUUAAAUAACAUAACAAUUUGUGGUGUGUGUGUUUUUUUUUGUUUGUUUUUACUGCAUUGAGACCAACCUUCUGGAGAUCAAACUUGGAUAAUUUACAAGCAGGUUCCAGCACCAGGAAAGAAAAAAUCAUUCAUAACAAUUAACCUAGAAAUACUUGUAGCUUUUUUUAUGUCUUUGUAUUUUUAACUGAAGUUAUCUUGCAAACACAAUUGAAAGAUUGAAAAUAUGUGGGCAAUGUUUGAUAUUUCCUACUUUUUUCAUAUACCUUUGAAUUUGGUCUUUCUGUGUAGAGUAAAAAAGUUGGAGAAGAAAUUUUGGAUCUUCUGAAUGUACCUUCACAUAAGGUAAGGGAAUAGAGGCAGACUGUCAUCUGCUUUAAAAAAAAAACUUUGAAAACGAUGUAGGUAAGAGUCAUGUCUUGCUCUUCUUAAACAAUAUUAAAACACACCUUUCAUUGUGCCUGAUUAAUAUUGAGCAUCCAUCAUUUGUAUACCAGUCAAGUAGCACCUUUAAAAUUGGCUCACCAUGGAACAUCCUAAAAGCUACUUGUGUUUUAUUGUUAUGCACACAAAUCUUUAGAAAAGUCAGUCAACUAGUAAAAUCAAAGUGUCAAGUCAGAUAUUCUGUAGUUUACCACAAGAAAGUGAGGAUACUGUGAGCAACAGAAUUAAUGAAUAUAUGUGAAGACUUAAUUGUGAAUGGUUGUGAGCUACAGUGUAUACCAGUCGUGACCUUGGCAACAUUGUCUUUUAAAUUUUUACAAAAUGUUUAUAGCUUAAACUUCAUAACACAAAAUGCAAAAAUGCACAACUAGUGAAACUUUUGUUAACAGAUAUGUUACCCAAAAAAAUCUGAACAAAGUAUAGAAAACAUCAAAUUGUCUUUCAAUGAAAGUUGAUAAAAAUUAAGUUGUUGAAGGGUUCCAAAAACAAAAUCUGUAGUAAAUUGAGGCCUUUAUUUAAGAGCUCAGUACAUUUAUUUUGCUCAAAUCAUUGAGUAUGCAAUGAGUGGUAAAGUGUUGGUAUGCUCUAAUAAUUUUGAAUUUUUUCCUAUUUAAAUUAUGUUCAUUUAUCUCCCCCUCCCCCAUUUCAAUGUUACAUGGUGGUACAAAAUGGUCACAUAUAUCUGACAAAAUUGUUAGGGAGAAGGAGGGACUGGAGAGUAACUUGUUAGAGAUGAAUUACAAGAUUUUUCUUCAUUAUGUUGAGUGUAGGAUUGUUGAUCACUAGGUAAGUAAGGCGUACUAUCUUCUUUUGCCACUCAUUGUAGGUUUUGAGCACUGAAAAUCCUUUUUUCCUUUUCCAUUGGCAACUUUCUGAAAGAGAUGAAAGCAAUAAUUACCUAGAUCGCUUUAAUCUAGUUGUGAGUAAAGGUUGUAAAUUCUUAAAUAUUGCAGGAACAAUCUACAGUUGAAAAGUUCAAGUCUCAAGGGGGAGCAUUUGUGCAUGAGUUCUGCGAUCAUGGAACAAGAGAAGACUGCAGGAAGAACAACCCCAGAGGUCAACCUUGUAGGAAGGUGAGUUUUUAAUGUUGUGUGCCAUUUUUUUUCUUAUUUCUUGCCUUUUUACCAACGUGCCAAUAUCUCUCAUUACUAGGUUCAUUUUCGAAAAAUUAUUCAGAAGCAUACAGAUGGUAAGUCCACUUGUUAUCAAGACUAAACUUUUUUUGAAAAAUUAUUUUGUGUGUAAGUUACAUUGUCAGAAGAGAAAGAGUUUGAAUAUAACUUUUGUUUACUUAGAAUCCCUUGGAGAUUGUUCAUUUCUCAACACAUGUUUUCAUAUGGAUACUUGCAAGGUGAGUCUUUCCUGGAUAACUGGCAAUACUUUGAGUUGUUAAUUUGAAAAAAAGUCAAGCUUGAGGGUAGUAAAUUUGAAUAUAAAUUGCUUUAAGGGUCAAUGCCUUUAACCUGGGAGUACCAUUUAAUCAUGUAGUCUCUUCAUCUGGGCAAGUGUUCUCUUGAAAAGGGCUUGUCAGUAGUAGUGACUGACAUGUCAACAAACUGAGUGGAAGUUAUCAUCACAGGCAAAUAAGGAGUUGUCUUUUGGCUUCAGUGGUAUGAGUGUGGUUCAUGAGAUCACUUUGGUCAGUGACCCAAAACUGAAUGAGCUUUAAUAUCCAGCACCACAUGCACACAAGGGAUAUAACUAAUUGCACUUCAUCCAUUUGACAAGGCUUUCUGACGAUAUUUUAACACCCUUUGAAAUUUUGAUUGGGAGAGAUGAAGGCACAGUAAAAGAAGUGUGUCUUUUUCCGAAGAACACAUUGCCUGUGAUCUUGCAGGCCUGUAGGGUUUAAUUUGAGCCUCAUGCACUGAGUCUAUGUUCUUUUUCCUUUUCUCUUUGGAUGGGAUUGAAGCCCCUUUCAUGCUUUUCUAUUUCAACUUGUUGUUUUUUUUUUUUUUUUUUUUUUUUAAGAAAACUUUUUUGUCUUUGUUAGUAUGUUCAUUACAAGGUUGAUUACAGUGAUGUUGAGUUGAAUAAGGAAGAGAAAGAAAAAGACAAGAGAAAAGAAGAAAAGGUAUGCUUGGUUUACCACUUUGUUCAUUGGCUUUCACAUCACUGAACAAUCUUGGUUACAAAUAACACUAAACCAUAGAAUUUCGAGGAAAGAAAUGUGGAAGAAAUCAGUGAAGGAAAAGUUCUACCAAACAUUUACAUUGAGAGCAAGAUGAAUUGUGGGUCCUACUUUUAACAAAUAAAUGAUACAGAGGUAAAUGAUAUCUUCCAACCUGCAAAUGAUAAACAGGAAGUAAUCCUCUCAAGUGAGCAUUGAUUAAAAUUAAAGAAAUUUCAGAAAAGAAUCCUGAAGAAAUUUAGGCUUUGAUGGGAUUGGAACCCAUGCCUCUCAGAUAGUUUGUUGUUGAGUUACAAAGCCACCCGUUAGGGGGUGGGGGGGGAGGCUUUAGUAGGUUCUUCUUUCCUGCAAUGGAAUCUGAUUACAAUUUUCUUUGAAGAGUGAAAAUGUGAACAAUGGAGAUAUAUGUAAUUAUUAUUAAUUAAACAAUUAACUAUUGAAUAGAAUAAGUGACAAAAUGACUUUUUUUUUAAUGCCUUUUUUUCCUUCCUUUGUAACCAAUAAUUCGUUUAUUCGGUUUUUUUUUUUCAUUGGAGGCAUCUUUAACAAAAACCGCAGAGGAAGAAAACCGAGUGAUACUCUAUCCACCUCAGGUAAGAGGGAUGUCUUUUGUUGUGUCACCUGCAUUGUGAGAUAUAAUGAAUUCUUCAGAACAUCAUUUAUUUGAAUGAUCUGUCAGAGUGAAUUGCUGAAAUGAAAAUAGGGUCGGUAACCAGGUGUAGACGCAUUUUGCUGAGUAGUUUGUCACAGGUUCAUCUUGUCAAAACAUCUGGUCUCGUACGCUGUAAAUCAAGUAAUUAACUGAGCGGAAUUUGGCUCUAAAACUGCAAAGUUUUCCUACGACAUAAACAAUCCCGUUGAUUUGCAUGCUUAGUAAAGGUGUCCACUGAAUGCAGGUUAUAGUCACAUGUAAUUUGGAAAGACAAAACUGAGACAUUAAUUAGUGUUGGCCCGUUUAUGACAGGUUUUGUGGAUGACGAAGCCUGGGUUUGAAUAAAUGGCUUCCGUAGCCUCUAUACCUUCUUUCACGAGCUAUAUUACGUUUAAGCUUGGGCCUUGUCCAGGCGGAGCUUGGUUUUAUGAUAAAUUAAUCAAAUGAGUUGAAUCAUUCUUUGGAAUACGAGGAUGUUUACGUAAUUGCAAAUUCCUUGCACUAAUUUUCCAAGACUAGUGGUGUGUUUUCUUUAUUUUAGUGGAUUCAGUGUGACAUGAGGUAUUUUGAUAUGACGGUGCUGGGCAAAUUCUCUGUGGUCAUGGCCGAUCCUCCUUGGGAUAUACACAUGGAGGUACAUGCCGUAUUUCAUUUGUCCUUUUUUUCUGGUUAUCCACUCGUUUGAAAUCACUGUGACCUCUGUAACUUUAAAGAAAGAGUAUAAAUAUCUAGUUACAGUGAUUUGGACUUGGACAUAAAAACAUAAAACGACAUUUUUCAUCUCAUACGCAUUCACAUGUAUGUUCCAAGACACACACGCAUAUGUCCUGCUUUCCAUGCAGACCGUUGAGUAGUAAAGCAUUUUCUGGGUGAAUUUAAAAGGCAAAAGAUUUGCUAGGAGGCAAUUCAGCCCGCUAUGAUCGCAAACGUUGGGUUACCACCAACAAAAUCGGACAUUCCAUUCCUUGGAUUUUCGUUUUCUGAAUUGAUGAUCGUGUUUCUUGUUUUAAAUGAGUGAGACUUUUUAAGGCUCGGAUGGGUAACAGUUUUUUUUGUUUUUCUAGUUACCGUAUGGUACUAUGUCAGACGAGGAAAUGCGCAAGCUAGACGUUCCCUCCCUUCAAGACGAAGGAUACAUAUUCCUUUGGGUGACUGGUCGGUCAGUACAGAGUUUUUACUGCUUCGUUACUUUAUAAAAAAAAAAAGUUAGACAAAUUUUCCCUGAACUUUAUCAUAACUAAUUUCUAUUGCGGAAGUCUUGUGAAUAGGGGUUCGUUUUUGCUUAGAUUCGUCAAAAUUUUUGAGCAAAAUUACUCCAUGGAUUAAAGGCAGCUGUAAACAGUCAAAUGUUUCUUGUUUUGUCGGCGAAAGUAAAGUUCCGCUCAUUUCCAAGUGUAUCGGAGUGCGGUUUAUAACACUGUGACUCAAACAAGUACUUUAUGUUGUUGUAUUGUAGUGCGAUGGAACUUGGUCGAGAAUGUUUAAAGCUUUGGGGGUAAGUAUUUCAGUGAAUGAGCUCAUUUUUACGUCCACUACACGAUGGUGGCCAAUUACGGUUUUUGAGCCAUUUUUUUGCUCCGGCUAAUUUGCUUAGUUUGAGAAUCAACUCGACACUCAGUGUUAUUAGUGAGUUUUUGCAAUGAGAAUGAAGCACCGCUCUUUUAUACAUGGCUUAAAAACAGUGUUCAGUAAGCAGCAGAGGUUAAGCUGUAGCAAAACCUAGUUUUGGUUUGUGCAAUUUAUUUUAUCAAUAAAGUUUACUUCUGUAACAUAGUGUUACUUGUAACGAAGAAUGUUGGGAAUAUAGUUUAAAAUACGGCUCCCUCAGGGUGUUUUCAGCCAUCCUGAAACAUUAUCAGUUUAUUACAAAAUUUUUAUGCGUUUUCUUCCACAUACUACCUGGUAAAAGUUGUUUUUGUAGCUUUGGUUUUUGGAGACCUACUUUGGUUGUAUUGCUAAAAAUCCUCACAGAGAAGUUACUGAAGUUGUUUUAUUUUAUUCAAUAGUUAUGCGGGCUGCGACGAGUUAAUCUGGGUGAAAACAAACCAGCUACAGCGCCUGAUUAGAACGGGAAGAACUGGGCACUGGCUUAAUCACGGGAAAGAGCACUGUUUGGUAACUUUUAAAUCUUUGUAUUUACAUUCAAUUGAUCUUUAUCUUUGUCAUAACCAAAUGCAUUGUCGUUCUUCAGGUUGGCGUGAAGGGAGAGUGUAAAAACUUUAACAGAGGUUUGGACUGUGAUGUGCUUGUUGCUGAGGUUUGUUCACUAAUUGACUCUUCCAAGCAAGGCUGACUUUAUCUCCUUGCGUCUCUUUACCUUCUGAAAAAUAUAAAACCUUUGCAAUUCUAUUUACUUUUGGUAACAAAAAAAAACCUUAGCGAUGGUUGAAACAACCAGACAGACAAACAAACCAGGAGACAGAAAAAUAUGAACAAAAUAGACAAGUAUAGCCGUGCGCUAUGAAUCAACAAUCAAUUUUAAUUUAUAGUUAAAAUUCAUUGUCUCCUUCACUUAAAUUGUGCAAUUUUUUGAUGAAUUAUUCGAUUUUCGUUCUGUAGACAGUUGUCAUCAUUUUUACAUUGCUUACAGGGCAGUUGGAUGUAUUUUGCAGGUGAGACAGACAAGUCACAAACCAGAUGAAAUCUACGGAGUGAUUGAACGGUUAGCACCCGGAACGCGGAAGAUAGGUAGGUAUUUUUUGCCUUCUCAUCAUCAAUGUUUUAUUUUAACAUCAAGAAGAAUCAAGAUUUCCCUCGCAUCUCGCGCAUGAAAUACCUUCGCUGCGUGUAAUGAACACACUGUUCUACGUAUACCAAAUAAGAAGAUAAAAAUGAUAUCAAGGUAACCGGGUAUAUGCAAAUGAUAUUUGUGCAUUUUAGGGCCUGUCUACAUGGAUGUGGAAGCCCCCAGGUCGGUGAGGUAACCUGCCUAACUGUGGUCGAAAAAUAGCCCGCGUUUACAUACAAUCUUACAACCCCGGAAUCCCGGGGUGAAGUUUCUCGAGGUUGUUAUCGCACUUGUAGUUAAGGAGUUUAAGAUGUCACUACGGCGACGUGUGGUAAAACGUUGCCGAAAAAAAACUAAUUUAUUUUCCUCUAAGUUUUCCGCCAAUAGUUAGAUGCGUUAACCGUUUCUAACGGUACAACGUCUUCACCUCGGCAUAACAUGUGAAUGUACUGUUGAGUUAAAAGUAAAAGUAUGACUAAAUUGCUGUCGGGGUUUUAUUACUAAGAGGAAGUAAAAAAAAUGGUGUUUUAACGUUUCAGCUCUCUAUGGGAUGGCUAGGAAAUGAACAAAGUUUAACACACUCGUGUUCCGCUAUUUUUUUGCUCAUUUGAUAUUUCUGUAACAUAAAUGCGACCCCGGCUAGGUGGGUCACCCCACCUAUCAUGGAAACGUGAUCAAGAUAAAAGAGGAGAUUAUAUGAGCUUGCGGGUUACCCCACCUAAGCGGGUUACCUCACCUACCUAAGGUCCACUACCAUGUAAACAAGCCCUUAAUAACGGCUCUCCAUCUUUUCUCGCAUUACUGAAGUUAAAUUCCAUUCUUUUAUGGCAUGUAAACAAACGUUAGAAGAUAACUUUGUUUAUUUUUGCGUGGAAAGUUUAAACAGAAUUUCCACGAGCCUGCGUCCCGGGAAUCACUCGGGGAUCUCUCACUCGAAGAUAAAUUCGUAUGCUCACACGGCCCUUUCUCAAUUUUUUUCCUUGUAGAACUCUUUGGAAGGCAGCACAACGUUCAACCAAACUGGUGAGAAAUGGUAGAAAUUGUUAUAAAGAUGAACGUUGGUGUCCUUUGCCGUUGAAGGCUAAAAACUCCAAGUGUUUGUUGUUUGAUUGACUUUAUUGGUUAAUCAGUCUUAGUAUAUAUCACACGAGUGAAGUGGCUAGUUCGGAAGUGAAGAGCAACUAGUACUCACCUCCGAGCAGCCGGUGAGAAAAAAUCGCGCGUCAAGAGUUUUAUUUCCAACCAUUUUUUGGUAACUGUGUGGUAUGUGCUAAAAACAGCUAUUCACUUCAGUGUUGGUGUAUAAUUUUUAAGUGUUGCCAUUACUGUAAUUGGUCGAGAUUUUAGUAUUUGUGAAAAAAGGUUUUGCUUUUGAUGUGUAAGUAAUACGUUCCCUCUCCACAGGAUAACCUUGGGUAAUCAACUGGACGGUGUUAGACUUUUAGAUCCUGAAGUCACAGCACGCUUCAAAAAACGCUAUCCUGACGGAAACGUACUCAAACCUCCCACCACUAAAGCCUGAUUCCUCUCGAGUUGCUUGACCGUAGACGCCUGUUCCAAUCAAAAUCUGCGCAGCAACUUCGUGAAGUAAAACAUGGUACUCCUCAGUAGCUGCAGAGAAGUUUCAGUCGGAUGAGCCGCUUUCCUAUUGUGAUAAAGAUAAGACGCCCGAGAAAGUUACAAUUGAAUCAGUUGGGCCGACAGGAUCGGGUGACACCUGUCCUGUUUUCUAUUUGUCCACUUGGAACUAGACAGAGUGUAAUCUGUGAAACAGUUUUCUCUGUCUCUUUUAAACCAUGCAGAAGAAGCGUGAACUUAGUUGGAGUCACGUGAAACAUUGAAUCUCUUUUCUCCCUUGAUGUUUACCUUAGCGUGACCCCAAAGUGGCUUCCGCUUUUUCUGCUUAGCCGAGGGGGAAAGAAGUCUGUUACGGAAGGCAAACAGCGUGAGUGGAUUAGACUGCUCAUGCACCAGCAUUAUUUGAUUCGUUUGUUGUUAUUCUGUAAUCCGUAAACAAAUAGUUUAUUUUUGUUUAGAUUAAUGUGCGUUUUACUCAGAUGACCUUGAAAAUAAAACGGGGC
This is a messenger RNA of Pocillopora meandrina, 14420 nucleotides long. Lineage: Eukaryota; Metazoa; Cnidaria; Anthozoa; Scleractinia; Pocilloporidae. The record is from the annotation of a GenBank genome assembly.